UGUUGAUUGCAAUGAAGUCAACGGGGUCAGCGAGCCGAGCUGCAGUUACAGGAAGUGACCAGCAGGUGGCGUGAUGGGUAAACCUUUCGGCGAAUCACAACACGGGAGGGAGAGGGGUAACGUCAUUGUUGGGGGUAUUUUUCAAGAUGGCGCCGGUCUGUUGCUGGAAUUCCGCCGCCGCCGCUGAACGUCCGGGGAUUUAAUCAAUCUUCCGGCCGGCGGCGACAACGACGUUGACUCCACACGCGAGAUCCGGUUAUCCGUUUUUAAAACACCGGCGGCGGGGAUGAACGUGUUACGCCCGGUGAGCGUCAGGUAACGGCGAAGUGUCUCUGGCUAAAAUGGUAGCCCCUUCCUCCGAGAACAAAACCUGCUGCUGCUGCUGCUGCGGAGCUCCGCCGACGGGGCAGUCGUCGCAGUAUCCUUCGCCCGCCGCCGAGGCUCGCCUGUCGGACUGAGCGGCCAUGGAGAAGGAGACCGGAGGAGGCGUGUCGCUCGCCUUCGACUUAAAGGACAACGAAGAAGAAGAAGAAGAAGAAGAAGAAGGAGGAGGAGGAGGUAAAGCGGGUCACACCGCUCUCAAAGUCCGCAGCAUAGCGCUGCUAGCCGGUGUCCGCGGGGCUCAGGAAGCCGGGAAGGGACAUUUUUACGUGACCGGUAACGGGACGGAUGUAAACAGAGACGCCUCGGUGCAGCCGCCCCCGCACGGCACGGAGGUAAUGUUGGACUUGGUGUCUGCGCCGGAGAAGAGCCCCCCGGCCCCGCCGGCCGACAGGUGCGUGGCUCCGGGGGUUGUUGUCCGCGACCACAGCGGCCUGAACGGAUUCACCGAGUCACUCGGUCCCGAGGAGCCGACGACGGUCGCGCUGGAAGGAGGAGGAGGAGGAGGAGGAGGAGGAGGAGGGAGCCUCGGCCCGGCAGCGACCACAGCCGCUUCCUGUCCAGCUGCGCUCGGGACUCGGGUUUCAGCAGACACGACGGGCCCGCAGAUGCUGCCGUCCACUGCGGGGGGAAGCGCGGGGCACGGCCCGGGUGUAGCCGCGGGGGAAGAGGCGACGGGCGGCGGCUGUAUGAGGACCUCUCUCCCCCCCGAGCGGCGGCCAUGCGCCGGGAGGCAGCAGCGGAGGAACUGCGCCUGCACCGCGGCGGUCGACAUCAUGCCCAACGGGGCUGUCGACGGCCAAGAGCCCGGGGCGGGUCUGGCCGAUUGUGAGCCGACGGGAGCGUCCUCCGGCCCGUGCGACGCGGACUGUGAGGAGGUCAAAGUGUCCAACGGCGGGUUACACAUCGUCGGUGCCGCCGGAGCAACACGCGACGGUUCCGAUUCGGACUGGUCCGCCGAGGACGACGACGUUCGGUCGGUCCCGGGACCGGGGCGAGAGAACGGGGACGGGUCGGGGGAGCGUCCGCCGAGCCGAGGGGACUGCAGCGGGACAGUCGUCUCUGAGUGGCCGGGGAAGGAUGCGCCGGCCGCGGCUGAGCUCCCUCCGUCCGCCAGAGCCCCCUCCCCCCUCCCGCCCCCCCGAGCCCCCUCCCCCCUGCCGCCCCCCAGCCCCGACCCGGACCACAGUCCGCUGUCAGAGGGGGACGAGGGGGACUUCGGGGACCGCAGUCUGCCCGCCAGGCCCCUGUCUCUGAGGACUAACCCCGGCGGCCUCCCGGUGUCCCUCAGCUGCGACGCCACGCCGCUGUCCCCCGAGGAGGACGGGGGCUUUUACUUCGGGGACGAUGGGUACGGAGAGGACCGCCGCGCCGGGCUGGAGGCGGCCGGUCGCCGGCAGAGCGCCCCGGACAAACUCCCGGACCUGAGCGAGCCGACGGACGGGUCGGACCUCAAGCUGAUGCCAAAGAGGUUCGGCAUCGCGGACUUCUUCACCAGGAGCCUUUUUUCUAGGAAACCCAAAGAGCCCAAGGCGCCGGCCCACAAUGCAACAGGGUGGCGACUUUUCGGCAAGACUGCGGCCAGAGAGGCUGAUCCAACGACAGAGCCCGACUCCACGCUGUCCACUGAGGAGGAGGAGCAGCUGGACGACUGCGGCGUUUCCUCGUGUCCCCAGCGCCCCCUGGCUGCAGGGAGGAGGAAGAACCUGGAGUUUGAGCCACUGUCCACCACCGCUCUCAUCCUGGAGGACCGCCCGUCGAACCUUCCCGCCAAAUCUGAAGAGGAAACUCAGAGACACAAACAGGAGUAUGACGAGAUGGUGGCAGGAGCCAAGAGGAGAGAGUUGAAGGACGCUCAGAGGAAGAAGCGUCAGAUGAAGGAGCGACACCGACAAGAGGACAGUAUCUCCAACGCCAUGGUCGUCUGGAAUAACGAGAUCCUGCCGCACUGGGACACCAUGAAGGGAACGCGGCGGGUGAGGGAGCUGUGGUGGCAGGGACUUCCUCCCAGUGUCAGAGGUCGAGUGUGGAGCCUCGCCAUCGGCAACGAGCUCAACAUCACGCCAGAGCUGUAUGAGAUCUUCCUGUCCAGAGCCAAAGAGAAGUGGCGGAGUUACAGCGAGACGAGCUCGGUCAACGACAGCGAGAGCGAUGGCGGAGCGUCGCUAGCCGACAGGGAGUCGAGUCUGGACCUCAUCAAACUGGACAUCUCCAGAACCUUCCCCUCGCUCUUCAUCUUCCAGAAGGGCGGUCCGUACCACGACCUCCUCCACAGUGUUCUGGGAGCGUACACCUGUUACAGGCCGGACAUUGGUUAUGUUCAGGGGAUGUCGUUCAUCGCCGCCGUGCUGAUCCUCAACCUGGAGGAGGCCGAGGCCUUCAUCACCUUCGCCAACCUGCUUAACAAACCGUGUCAGAUGGCGUUCUUCAGGGUCGACCACGAGCUGAUGUUGAAGUACUUUGCAGCGUUCGAGGUCUUCUUCGAGGAGAAUCUUCCUCGUCUCUUCAGCCACUUCCAGAGCAACAGCCUGACCCCUGACCUCUACCUGAUCGACUGGAUCUUCACUCUGUACAGCAAGUCCCUCCCCCUGGACGUGGCGUGCCGUGUGUGGGACGUGUUCUGUCGGGACGGCGAGGAGAGCCUGUUCCGGACGGGCCUGGGCGUCCUGCGUCUGUUCGAGGACGUCCUGCUGCAGAUGGACUUCAUCCACAUCGCCCAGUUCCUCACGCGGCUGCCGGACGACCUGCAGGCGCACACGCUCUUUGCCGCCAUGGCCAACACGCACAUGACGAGCAGGAGCGGCCGCUGGGCUCAGGUGUUUUCUGCUCUGACGAAGGAAGGAGGAAUCAAAGACGCGGAAAAAAACAGCAGCCCGGCGCUGAGGAGUUAACACGUCGCCCUCGACGCUUAACGCCAAACGUUUUGCCGCUGCGAGGGGCGUCGGGUUUUUGCCGGCGCUGAAAGCGAGCUCUGACGUGCGAGGGCGGGGCGGCUUGAAGCUGCGUAGCCGGAAGCGAAAAAAACUCUUCACUCCAGCAACUUCGCUAUGAAGCUUGAAGCAAACGCGAGGUGGAUGCUGAUGAUGUCAGAGGCUGGUGGGCGGAGCUGAGAGGGGUGGGCCGGGCCGAGAGGAGGCGGGGCCUGAGCGUCCCUCCCGGCGACGGAAGAAAAAUCUGCAGCCGUUCGGUCGUGUUCUGGAGAAACGACUUUGUUGUUUCACUCAGAAUUCAGCUGCCGGGCCAGAAGGGGGCGGGGCAAACUCAGUCCUGGCCCCGUGAUUGGUCCGUGGUCAUUCUGUCCCCCCUCCGUGUUCCGGGACGUCGACUCCUGUGGAAUAUUCCAGCUCUUAAUGUUCGGUGCUAAUAAGUUUUUCUUCUGUGGUUCGAUGACUAACGUCCGUUCGUCCUCGUGGUUUUUGUUUUCACACUGUUCUGAUUCAUCUGCUGCUUUUUAAAAACUCGAACCAGAAUAUUAGUGAAACUUUUUAAAAACUCUCAUUGGUCGGAAAUCUAAAACAAUUCAGACCCCCGAGACGACAAAAGAAUUUUUACACGGCUUAGAAUUUCUCAUCGUGAGCAUUAAAUAACACGACGACUACGAGCUGAAUGUUCUCUCACGGUAAAUUUCUAAAUGAUCUCAAAUCUAAAAUCAGACGGAAAGAUCAUCCACAGUGACGACGCUAAAACGUUAAAGAUGAGAUUCAUGUUUUUGUUUUCUUCUCAACUUUCCUCUGUCGUUUUCUCAAAAUCGAGUAAAUUUUCUGGCGAAAAAGACCAAAUCUCAUGAUUCCAUUUUCUCAGUUAUCGAGACGCGGCGCCGGCUCGUCCUCAUCGAUCAAUCUGAUCGACGUUGAGCUAUUUCCCAGAAAAAAGUAAUAAUUUAAAACAAUUUUGAUAAUCGAUCUAAACCAAAAAAGUUGGAAAACAAAAUCUGGAUUUUCUGCUUUUCUGUUUCAUAUCUUUUUAAAUGAAGAUUUUAAAAAGUAGUUUAGAUAAAAUCAGAACCACGAAGACAUUUUAUUGAUCGAGGAAACAACAACAAUCAGCAGAUUGAUCGAUAGUGAUCAGAAUUAUUAUUAUUAUAUUAAGUAUUUGAGAAGCUGCGACGGUUCAAACAUUCUACUUGAAAAGGAAUUGAUUGUUAAAAUAGCUGGAGAUUAUUUGUUAAUAUUCCAUUGACUGAAAUCAAACCGUCGUCGGCCGAGUUCAUGAUCGAAUCGUCAGUCUCUUUAAUCUGGAUUAUAAUCUGACAUCAGCAGCUUCUCCUUCGAUGAACUGACAGAAGAUCACACACGUAAUAUUGUGUAUUAAUACUCCGAUUAAAAAGCUCCUUGUUUUUACACCGAAUCACUCCACUUUGACCGGGCGUCUGUCGGCCAAUCAGACGUCAGUGCUCAAGGGCGGCGGGUCGAAUUGUAGAACACGUCACGUGAUCAGACUUCAUCUGACGCGUUGACGGAGCACUUGACUCUAAGAUAAUUAAAACGUUAGGCGACGUUAAACACUAAAUUAAUUUGACUGAACGGUCUCACACACACACACACACACACAAGCACUUUGUUUUCUGUUAUUAAAAUCAUUCCUCAUUAACAUAAAUCUCAACAGUUUCCUCGUUAGUAUCUGUGAAUCAAACUUUAAUCUGGUGCCUGAACAAAAAAAAGGCACGACGAGGAGGCGUAUUAUUAUUAUUAUUAUUAUUAUUAUUCAUAAUCUUUAUUUUCAACACGUCUGUGAGUUUUAAAGUCAAACACUUCUUCUCGUUAUUAAACUUCUCGUUGUAAAAUGUCGACAGUUCGUUUUCAGAUCCUUAAAAAAAUAUUCGAUUUUUUCGAGUCGAUUUAUCGGCAGAUUAUAUUUAUAUUAAAAAAAAUUAUCAAUGAUUUUCAAGAAACACUUUUGACAUUUGAAGUUUGAUAUUUCACAAUUCAACCAUAAAGUGUAUUAUGAAUCAUUGACGAUGUUUAAAUGAAUAAAUUAUAAUAUCGACUGACACAAAAUCAUCAUCAGUCUUCGUGUCCGAGACAUUUUUUGCAGCAUUUUGAAAGUGAAUGUAAAUUUUAAAUAUGAACUGAUGACGUUUGAUUUCCAAAAUGAAAACUCUAAAGUUUUAAGAUUCACAGUUCUUCAGGUUUUAUUUGGUUUCAGGAAUAUUUCACAUUUAUUCUGUAGAUUAUUGUUUUUUUCCUUCAGUAUUAAUUUUCCUCUGGAUGAUUUCCAGAUGUUCAGACCAACUCUGGAUCAAACUGACACAUUCCACAUCAGACUUGAGAAAUUCUUUUAUAGGAAAAAAACAACCCAAACUGAGCUCGUUAUGAAUUUAAUAUUAAUAUUAAAUGAAAUAAAACGUGAGCUGUGAGACGACGUGAAUCUAAAGAGUUGACGUGUUGAAGGUAGAAGACGUCUGCAAAAAUAAAAUAUGUGCAAUAUGGUUUUGACCGAAGAGACGUGGACUGUUAAGAAUCCAUAAACCUGCUCCAGAUUAUUGAUGAAGAUGAGAUUAAUGUGAGAUUCUUGUUCCACACGUUCGUUUUAUUUAAGUUUUUAUCGACGCUUUCAUUUGUGUUUUAUAUUUUCAUGUAAAUUCAUUAAGCUCUUUGUUUGUUUUAUGUUAUAGUUUUUUUUGUUUUUUGUCUCGUCAAAUUUACAUGUACAUGUUUUUUCAUGAAGCCUUAACUGGUAAUGUAAAUGAUCUGUAAAGAUGUUUUUUUUUUCUUUUCAUAUAAUGGCCACUAGUUCAAUGUGUAAAUAAAUAUCUCAGCAAACUGAA
This is a messenger RNA of Scophthalmus maximus (turbot), 6148 nucleotides long. Its product is annotated as TBC1 domain family member 12-like. The transcript has 13 exons. The record is from RefSeq and is a predicted model, not a curated record. The coding region runs from base 465 to 3272 and encodes 935 amino acids. Lineage: Eukaryota; Metazoa; Chordata; Actinopteri; Pleuronectiformes; Scophthalmidae.